Messenger RNA from Aureobasidium namibiae CBS 147.97, 381 nucleotides. RefSeq lists its product as uncharacterized. The coding region runs from base 1 to 381 and encodes 126 amino acids. Gene Ontology annotation, biological process: carbohydrate catabolic process; fungal-type cell wall biogenesis. Lineage: Eukaryota; Fungi; Ascomycota; Dothideomycetes; Dothideales; Saccotheciaceae. The record is from RefSeq and is a predicted model, not a curated record. The transcript has a single exon. Gene Ontology annotation, molecular function: mannan endo-1,6-alpha-mannosidase activity.
AUGCCAUGCCUCCGCAAAUCUGCAGUAGGCGCAGCAGGCCAAUGCGGCUCUGACGGCAAGAACUGCGGACAUACGUGGAAUACCACUAUUUCAGAUGGAACUCGAGGUGUGGGCGAGCAGAUGGGUGCAUUAGCCAUUGUUCAAGCCAUGAUGUUGAAUAACGCUGCUAUCAAGCCUCCGUAUACGGUUUCAACGGGUGGGACCAGCAAAUCUGAUCCCAGUGCUGGAACGGAUGGCUCUGAUGUUGGUGGAGAGAUGGGUGGUGAACAUAUUUCUAGGCGAGAGAUUACUACUGCGGAUCGUAUCGGAGCAGGUGCGAUUACUGCUGGAGUGUUGUUGUUCCUCAUCGGCGGAACUACAUGGUUAGUAUGGGCUGGUUGA